AUGUGGCGGUGGGUGUUGGCGCAAUCGAGCAUAGUGCUCCUGGUGGGAGCCACCAUAGACUACAGAUUUUUGAGUAGACGAUAUGAGGAGCCGAUUAAACAGGCAGACUGUGUUGAUUAUUCUACAAUGAAUAAUGGAAAUUUCAUUAUUGGAGGAUUACGAUCAAAACGAUCGAUUAUGAAAUUACAACGGACUGCAGCCUUUCAUCCAACGUUUCCUCUGCUGAAUACCAACGAGAUAUACGCUCGCCGGAUCGAUAGAUUGCUCCCCAACGCAGAGGAUAUCGUCAAAGAACACGCAAAACUCGUGCAAGAUAUCAAUGGUUUACGACAAGUGGCAUUCGUUAAGCCUUUAGUUGAAGAGCCUAGGGAUUAUGAGGACUCGAUAUUUCACGACAUAAUUGAAGUUUCUACUACCGCACGUCCAGUACCGAGAGUGACUACCCCGAGACCGCCUCUCCGUCCGACUAGGUCGAAUUCUAUUCCUUUGAUCCUGCUUGGCGGCGCCAGUCAGAACGACCUCGUUCGUACUCAGCCGAUGAAGUUUUCAAAAUCUGUCAGCCUUGUGGGCACACCUGUGUCCCCAUUAAAACAUCCUUAUCCCUUCGUGGUGCACGGUACACAGAAACCCUUGAAGAUUUGUAUGAAUCCAAUGCAUUUAAAUAUGUAUACUACGACGCACAGACCUUCUUUGCUACAGCGACUCCUAAAUUCUAUAUUGCCUAGAGGUAGAUAG
This is a messenger RNA of Diatraea saccharalis (sugarcane borer), 735 nucleotides long. The record is from the annotation of a GenBank genome assembly. Lineage: Eukaryota; Metazoa; Arthropoda; Insecta; Lepidoptera; Crambidae.